AUGGAACGUCGAUCCAGAUCCCCCCAAUCUCGUACACAGUUAGACAGACCGGAGUGGGACUCGGAAAGCGGCACAGGUACGGAGAAUUGGACUCCUGGUCGUUCUGAUUCUUCAAAUGGUGAUAACAGCAAUGAGUUGGCCGAAUCGACAAAGAACUAUACGCAAGACUCGCAGAUCAACGCUCAUACUUCACAAGCAACACACACGCCUUCCAGUAGCGACCUCAAGACGACAGACAAGAGGUGGAGAGCGCUCAUGUACUUUAAUGUGGAACAAUUCCUGAAGCUAGACAUUAUCCACAAAAUAAUCGAGAACCUAAACGACCGCGACCUCGUCAACGUCAUGGAGCAAGCUCUGAACGUCGAAGAUCUCGAUUGCACUAUACAGAGACGGGUCCAGUACGAGGUCCUCUGCACGUCCCAGAACCAGCGCAUCGAUUAUCUCAACCACUACCUCCGCGGUGAGGGUGCUGAGACCCUCGAGAUCAAGACAGAUACAAAACUCACGCUGCACAAUCAACUCUAUCACUUCUGUGUAAGAAACCCGGAAAAGAAGAGAGGAAUGCUCCUCGACCAACUGCGUCAGAUAUCAACUUUGAAGGCAUUUAAUGCGCUUGCUCGGCAGAUCUGGGGUCUCUCCGUAGAGGGGAGGAACAAGCUGGGAGAUGAUGCGAUUCAAUAUCAUGAGCGGCGACAUGAAGUCGAUCCAAAGUACUGGCUUCCUUGGAGGUGCUUGUGA
Molecule: messenger RNA, 738 nt
Organism: Aspergillus udagawae
Lineage: Eukaryota; Fungi; Ascomycota; Eurotiomycetes; Eurotiales; Aspergillaceae
Exons: 2
Coding region: 1-738 (245 amino acids)
Source: RefSeq, a predicted model, not a curated record